Molecule: messenger RNA, 816 nt
Organism: Medioppia subpectinata
Lineage: Eukaryota; Metazoa; Arthropoda; Arachnida; Sarcoptiformes; Oppiidae
Source: the annotation of a GenBank genome assembly
AUUAAACUUAUUAUGAAAUGCAUUGAAAAAACAUUGAAUUAAUGAUUGAAUUGAUUUCUGAAGACAUUUAAUAUGUUUUUGGUGUGAAAUAAAUGCCACAAAAUGUCUGAUAGUAUAUACCCGGGAGACAAGAACCCGUUUGAAGGACAAGACAUCGACUUAUAUCGCAUGAGUUCCACAAGUGAUCACAACUUAAGCCACACUCAGCGGCGAAGAGUUGAUUUCAAUGUCACCCAAAAGCCCACCACUUCUUCUUCCGCUCCCGACUUUACGCCUCCCAACAGAUCCAUACCAUCCAUACCUCAAGUCUUGCCAAUGAGUGAUAUAUCGGAUCGCGAGAUGAAGAUAGCGGUAGUUGUCUUGGAUUCGGUGAAUGUCGUCACUCAUCACCUCUUAAUGCAUCCGUUUCUUGUGAUUCGACGACAAACUCAAGUGAGCCUCCGGAGCAAAGUAUACCACUUGACGCCAUUCACUGUCAUUGGAUUCGUUGUCGGCAUUCAAUCCAAACAAGGCUUUGGAGUUCUUUGGAAAGGAAUCGCAAGUGUUUUUCUCACGAAAGCCAUUCAAAUAGGCUUUGAGUCCAUAAUCACUGAAUUGACUCCAUUUGUCAGAGAUAUGAGUGACAAGAGAAUGAGUGUUGAGACGGGCUUUCAUCACCUGAUCCUCAAGGGAUUGGCGAUAGUAUUGGUCACACCAUUCCUGUGCUCGAGUUGUGCGGAAACAGUUCAGAGUGCGAUCGCCACCGAAAACCCCGGGCUUUUCGACUCGGUUUGGGAGGGCUUUCGGCGAAUCACUCACUGGAAUAUCGAUCGAAAG